AUGAGCUGCUGUGGCUGUUCAGGAGGCUGUGGCUCCAGCUGUGGGGGCUGUGGCUCCAGCUGUUGCAAACCUGUUUGCUGCUGUAAGCCUGUGUGCUGCUGUGUCCCUACGUGUUCUGGUUCCAGCUGUGGGGGCUGUGGCUCCAGCUGUGGGGGCUGUGGUUCCAGCUGCUGCCAGCCUGUGUGUUGCUGUAAGCCUGUGUGCUGCUGUGUCCCUACCUGUUCUUGUUCCAGCUGUGGAGGCUGUGGCUCCAGCUGUGGGGGCUGUGGCUCCAGCUGUGGGGGCUGUGGCUCCAGCUGUGGAGGCUGUGGCUCCAGCUGUUGCUGCAAGCCUGUGUGCUGCUGCAAGCCUGUGUGCUGCUGUGUGCCUGUCUGUUCCUGUUCCAGCUGUGGGGGCUGCAAGGGAGGCUGUGGCUCCUGUGGGGCCUGCAAGGGAGGCUGUGGUUCCUGUGGAGGCUGUGGCUCUUGUGGAGGCUGCAAGGGAGGCUGUGGCUCCUGUGGGGGCUGCAAGGGUUGUUGUAGCUCCUGUGGGGGCUCCAAGGGAAGCUGUGGUUCCUGUGGGGGCUGUGGCUCCUGUGGGGGCUGCAAGACUUGCUGCUGUCAGUCCAGCUGCUGCAAGCCCUGCUGCUGUCAAUCCAGCUGCUGCAAGCCCUGCUGCUGUCAAUCCAGCUGCUGCAAGCCCUGCUGCUGUCAAUCCAGCUGCUGCAAACCCUGCUGCUGUCAAUCCAGCUGUUGUAAACCCUGCUGCUCUCAGUCCAGCUGCUGCAAGCCCUGCUGCUCCUCAGGCUGUGGGUCUUCCUGCUGUCAGUCUAGCUGCUGUAAGCCCUGCUGCUGUCAGUCCAGCUGUUGUGCCCCUGUAUGCUGCCAGUGUAAAAUCUGA
Grammomys surdaster is the source of this 879-nucleotide messenger RNA. RefSeq names its product keratin-associated protein 5-1-like. The transcript has a single exon. The coding region runs from base 1 to 879 and encodes 292 amino acids. The record is from RefSeq and is a predicted model, not a curated record. NCBI's taxonomy places the organism in Eukaryota, Metazoa, Chordata, Mammalia, Rodentia, Muridae.